Poeciliopsis prolifica (blackstripe livebearer) is the source of this 6399-nucleotide messenger RNA. Its product is annotated as transmembrane channel-like protein 3. Gene Ontology annotation, molecular function: mechanosensitive monoatomic ion channel activity. Lineage: Eukaryota; Metazoa; Chordata; Actinopteri; Cyprinodontiformes; Poeciliidae. Gene Ontology annotation, cellular component: plasma membrane. The coding region runs from base 3148 to 6114 and encodes 988 amino acids. The transcript is spliced from 20 exons. The record is from RefSeq and is a predicted model, not a curated record.
UCCAUCCAUCCAUCCAUCCAUCCAUCCAUCCAUCCAUCCAUCCAUCCAUCCAUCCAUCCAUUUUAUUCCGCUUAUCUGCGGUCGGGUUGCAGCGGCAGCAGCUUCAGAUCGGAGGCCCAGACUUCCCUCUCCCCAGCAACUUCUUCCAGCUCUUCCUGAGAUCUGAAAGACCCUGGAGAUCCUGAGUUCAAGAUCCUGAGAUACUUGAACUCCUCCACUUGAGGCAGGACAUCCUCCCCGACCCAGAAAGGCACUCUAUACCCUUUUCCAGCUCAAGACCAUGGCCUCGGAUUUGGAGGCACUGAUUCUCAUGCCGGCCACUUCACACUCGGCUGCAAACCGCUCCAGCGAGAGCUGCAGAUCACGUCCUGAUGAAGCCAACAGGACCACAUCAUCUGCAAAAAGCAGAGAUGCUUUUGCAGAUGAUGCAACAGGCAUCAUCUGCAAAAUGAUGCUUAAUGAUCCCCUCAACACCCUGGCUGCACCUCGAAAUUCUGUACAUGAAAGUAAUGAACAGAAUCGGUGACAAAGGGCAGCCCUGGCGGAGUCCAACCCUCACCAGAAACGAGCCCAACUCAUCGCCGGCAAUGCGGACCAGACUCUGACAUCGGUCGUACAGGGGGACCUGACAGCCCGUAUUAAAGGGCCCGGUACCCCAUACUCCUGGAGAACCCCCCACAAGGCACCCUGAGGGACACGAUUGAACCCUUCUGCAAGUCCACAAAACACAUGUGGACCAGUUGGGUGAACUCUCAUGCACAAGUUGUGGGCAGCCCAACAGCCCACAACUUCUCGAGUCGAGGUCAGCAGCACACCAUCCUCCCUAUAAAUAGUGUUGGUGCUACACCGCUUCCCCCUCCUAAGACGCCGGAUGGUGGACCAGAAUUGCCUCGAAGCCAUGUGGAAGUCUUUUUUCCAUGGCUUCUCUGAACUCCUCCCACACCCGAGAUUUUGCCUCUGCAACUACCUGAGCCAAAUGCCGCUUUGCUCGCCGGUACCCAUCAGCUGCUUCCGGAGUCCCAGAGGCCAAAAAGGCCCAAUAGGAAUCCUUCUUCAGCCGAAAAGCAUCCCUCACUGAAGGCAUGGAACGUGGUGCACUCGGACUCAGUGUCUCCGACCUUCCCCGGAAUGCGUUCAAAGCUCUGCCGGAGAUGGCAGUUAAAGCUCCAUGUUGCAGGGGAUUCCACCAGAUGUUCCCAGCAGACCCUCACAACAAGUUUGAACCUGCCAGGUCUGAUUGGCAUCCUCCUCCAACACCAGAACCAAUUCACCACCAGGUGGUGGUCAGUGGAUAGCUCCGCACCUCUCUUCAGCCGAGUGUUCAAGAGAUACUGCCUCAGAUCCAACGAAACGAUGACAAAGUUGAUCAUCGAACUGUGGUCUCGGGUCUCCUGGUGCCAAGUGCACAAAUGGACACCCUUUUGCCUGAACAUGGUGUUUGCUAUGGACAAUUCGUGACAAACACAGAAGUCCAACAAUAGAACAUCACUCAAAAUCAGAUUGGGGGAGCAUUCCUCCCAACCACACCCCUCCAGGUCUCACUGUCAUUGCCCACGUGAGCAUUGAAGUGCCCCAGCAGAACAAGGGAGUCCCCAGGAGAGGCACUCUCCAGUACCCCCUCUAAAGACUCCAAGAAGGGUGGGUAAUCUGAAUUGUUGUUCUACCAGUAAGCACAAACAACAGUCAGAACCUAUCCCCCACCCGUAGGUGGAGGGAGGCUACUGUCUCGGUCCACUAAGGUAAACCCCAACAUACAGUCGCCAAGAUGGGGUGCAGCAAGUAUGCCCACUCCAACCUAAUGCCUCUCACCAUGGGCAAUACCAGAGUGAAAGAACUUCCAGUCUCAAGAAGACUGGUUCCAGAACCAGAGCCAUGUGUCGAGGUGAAUUCGACUAUUUCUAGCUGGAACCUCUGAACCUCACACAUUAGCUCAAGCUCCUUCCCCACCAGAGAGGUGACAUUCCAAGUCCCAAGAGCCAGCUUCUGCAAUCGAAAAUUGGACCCCCAGGCUUCCCUCCCUUGGCUGCCACCCAUCUCAGAUCGCAUCCGACCCGUUUGGCUCCUCUCACAGGUGGUGGGCCCAUGAGAAGGGGGACCCAUGUUUCCUUUACAGGCUAAGCCCAGCCGGGCUCCAUGGGUAAAACCCUACCCACCAGGGUCUUGCCAUCGUGCCCCCCCAUCCAGGCCUGGAUCCAGAGUGGGACCCCGGUGACCCGCGUCCGGGCGAUGGGACACCAAGUUCACAGUUAUUUGUCAUCAUAGGGGUCUUUGGGCUGCACUUUGUCUGGUCCCUCACCGAGGAUCUUGGUUAGGGACCAAGGUCCUAGGGGAGGUGCACCUACCAGGGGCAUGAAACCCCAGACAGCAAAGCUCCUAGGGCACUCAAACCCCUCCACCAAGAUUAAGUGGCAGCUCUUCUUCUUUUACCAUCUUAAGACUGGUGGCAGCCAGUCUGAAGAACUUAAAGAGACUUUACUGGCAUCUACUGAUGCAGGACUGAGAUUUUGAGUAAAAUUAAACAGAUGUAAAUGCAUAAAACUUAACUCUGGUAUGACUCAUUUUUCUUAUUCUUUUACUGUUUUGGGAGACAAAAAGAGUCAUUACAACUCCUGGUGCAAGACAUUAUUUCUUGUUUUCCUAUUCAUUUCUCAUAACAAAUGAAAUACAAACUCAAAUUUUAAAAAAACAGAUUCUUGUUUGUUUUACAACUUUAAUUAUUUAAACUGUCUUAGUAUAUGUUAACUAACUCCAUUCCAUAUAUUGUAGAGUUGAUUAGUUUACGUAGAUUAUAAAUUAAAAGGCAUUUAUAUUAAAAUAUGAGUUUCUACAUAAAAUCAACUAGAUGUAAAUACUUAGUUUAACUGCCACUAAUCGUUUCAAAGGAUGAACUGAAAAAAAUGUAGGACUUUAAAACAAGAUCUUGUCUUCUGCAUUGUGCUAAUGCCACUGUUCUGACUUUGUGCUUUUUUAAACUUUUCUCCUCUGUAGCUGCUGAAAAAACUUUACCGUGUUCUUUACAACAUUGUUGUUACAUUCAUUCCGUGGGAAGUGAGGAUCAAAAAAAUUGAAAGUCACUUUGGAUCAGGCGUGGCCUCCUAUUUUAUCUUUCUUCGCUGGUUGUUUGGGAUAAACAUCGUCCUCACCAUCAUGACAGGAUCUUUUGUGGUCCUACCAGAGCUGUUGGCUGGAGCUCCAUUUGGAACAACAAGAAGUAAAACUAUCCCCAAAGAGCAUCUUGCAUCAGCCCAAGACUUGGACACCAUCUGGUCUCUUGGGGGGUACCUGCAGUACUCUGUUUUAUUCUAUGGUUAUUAUGGCAGCGUGAGGAAGAUUGGCAGUGCUGGCUAUCGGCUGCCACUUGCUUACUUCCUUGUUGGGAUGGCUGUUUUUGCCUACAGUUUCAUCAUCCUGUUACGCAAAAUGGCAAAGAACUCUCGUCUGAGUCUGGCCAGUGCUUCUGAUGAAAACUUCACAUUCUGUUGGAGAGUUUUUUGUGCCUGGGAUUACCUGAUUGGUAAUCCGGAAGCUGCAGAGUGCAAAGGGGCUGCAAUUGUUAACAACAUCAGGGAAGCAAUUGUUGAAGAGCAAGAAAAGAAGAAGGAUACAAGCCUGGCAGUUCUCAUCAGUCUGCGUAUUUUAGCCAAUAUCUUGGUUCUGCUGUCACUAGCUGGGAGCAUCUACAUCAUCUAUUUUGUGGUUGACCGAUCCCAGAAACUGGAGCAGGAAAAGCCAGAGCUGACGUUGUGGGAGAAGAAUGAGGUGAGUGUGGUGGUCUCGCUCAUCACUAUGAUUGCCCCUUCUGCUUUUGAGCUGGUUGCUCAGCUGGAGAUGUAUCACCCAAGAACCUCUCUGAGAUUCCAGCUGGCCAGAGUCCUUGUUCUAUAUCUGGGAAACCUCUACAGCCUUAUUAUUGCCCUCUUGGAUAAAGUCAACAGCAUGAGCUCUGCUCCUCAUGCGAGUUCAAGUAACUGGACGAACACCAGCUCCACCAUAUCCAGUCUCUCUUCCCAACUAUCAAGGAUCUCUGUGUCUGAGCAUCACAACAGUACCAUGGCAACCAUCAGCACAGCAAUCAACUUCAUCCACAACAGGAGCAGCUUAGUUACUGCAUACAACCAGACAAUUCCUUUUGAGAAAAAUGCACGAUCUCAACAGGACCAGUGCUGGGAGACCUAUGUUGGACAGGAGAUGUUGAAGCUUUCUAUUAUUGACAUGAUCUUCACAGUGGCCAGUAUCUUGCUCAUUGACUUUAUCAGGGGUCUGGUGGUUCGGUAUCUGAGUGACUGCUGCUGCUGGGACUUAGAAAGCAAGUUUCCUGAAUAUGGAGAAUUUAAAAUAGCUGAAAAUGUCCUGCACUUGAUUUACAACCAAGGAAUGAUCUGGAUGGGAGCCUUUUUCUCUCCAUGCCUUCCUGCUUUUAAUGUGUUGAAACUGAUUGGUCUCAUGUAUCUAAGGAGCUGGGCUGUCCUCACUUGCAAUGUUCCUCAUCAGCAGGUUUUCCGAGCUUCCAGAUCAAAUAAUUUUUACUUGGCUAUGCUACUCUUCAUGCUGUUUCUGUGUAUGCUCCCCACCAUCUUUGCCAUUGUGCGAUAUAGACCUUCAGAACACUGUGGACCAUUCAGUGGCCAGGAGAAGAUUUAUGACAUCAUCUCAGACACAGUGGCAUCAGAUUUCCCACUUUGGUUCAGUAAAGUGAUGAGUUAUAUCACCAGUCCUGUUGUGGUGCUGCCAGCAGUACUACUGUUAUUUAUGCUGAUAUAUUAUCUUCAAGCCAUUGCCAGAUCCCUAAAAUUUACUAACAACCAACUGAGGAUUCAGCUCCAGACUGAGCGGACAGAGGACAAGAAAAAAGUGUUUCAGAUGGCUGCAGCAAGGCUGCAAGUCCCAGAGGCCUCAGCUGACAAAAACCCAGAUCAGCAGGAAAAUGACAUCCCAAGCCAGGAAGGUUCCAUACACACCUCAUCUCCCCAGCAAAAUGGCAGCGUUUCAAACAUUCAGUCUCCUAUUAAUCGUAGUAACAGUGUCCGUACCAUCAGCCAAUCAGCUUCUGGAGCUGACCUGAAUGAAGAAAGAGUGUCUGGAUUUGUCAGAAGUCCAGGUGUGAUCGUACUACCCAAACACCAGGUGGAACCCAUAUCCAACAGACCUCGACAUUUCAUUGGUGGCCGAAGUGGUUCCUGCAGAUCCAAAUCUUGCCACCACAUGGCAUAUAAUCCACCAUCUGGCCUUUCUAAUGCAAUCCACACUGACCCAUUGUACAGGAAAACCAUUCGUUCUCUACACCCUGUUGAGGCUGCCGGAAUCAUUGCUGCGCAAAAUUAUGGGAGGCACCGUGGUCCCACUACCCGCUAUGUGUUUGUCAAUGAGCACAGGCCCCGUAAGAAGCUACUGUGCUCAACCACACGAAUCCCAAGGCACUAUCUUCUGGAGGAGCCCACAGAGAUCCUAGAGCUAUACCCGCGCAACAUAAAACACUACACACCUCGCACCAUUCACCAACAACAACCCCCCCGCUCCCACACAGCACAGCAGCUCAUCAAAGAGGAGGAAGAAACUGGAAAAGACAGGAAAAGGACUUCUUUAGGCAAAAGCCUUCGACCUUGUUCACUGCCUGACCACCACCAUCAAGCGCACUUUUAUAUUGGUGAACGGUUAGAUAGUUUUAGAGAAAGUCAGAGAGCAGGGUAUGAGAUGCAAGAAGAUGAUGAAGAGGAAGCUGGUAAAGAAGGAAUUGACUGGGGACAUUUCAACUUACCAUCUCCGUCUCAGACCAGUAUAAAAGAAAAAGAAUCUUUUCACACACAAAGGCAUCCUGUCCAUUCUCCAAGGAGACAAUAUCAGUCCCCCACCAGAGCCAGACACAUGGGGUCUCAAUUAAAGCCCAAGUUAAAGGGUCAGCUUGAAACUCAUCUUACUGAAUCUGACUCUGCCUCCAUAGCCUCCAGCAGUGACCAACAAAACAGCAGCACUGAUCAAUAUAUUCAGGUCAUCCACAGCAAAGAGCGCCACGUCAGAUCUGAUGUCAGGCAAGAAAAGGUGUCCAAAAAGAAACACAAGACAAACUUUGAUCUGAACUGCACAGAAUCAAAUGACUUGAUCUGUUCCAAUGUGUAACACUUUUUUUUGUCAAAUUGAAUUUGUGUUUGUUAAUUAGUAUGUACCGGUAUAUCCUACUUGUUAAUCUGCAAUUACAAAUAGUAAAAAAAUAAAUAGAAAUCUCUAUUGGUUGGUAUGCGCAUAAAAGAUCUGUAACAUACAAUUACAUGGGUUACUUACAACAAGGUGAAGUAACAGGUUUUGUUUGAGCUUGCUGUAAAAAUCUUAAGUUCUGUUAAAUAUGACAACUCCUUUCUAUUGAGAAAAUAAAAUCAGUGUCUUCUUUGGUGAGUGUAUUUCAAA